GGCGGCGGCGCUGGCCGCCGGGAGGCGGCACCGCAUGGCGCGGUGAGGGGUGAGGGGGGAGCGGGAGCGGCGGUCCGAGGGCUGGGCCUGCGGGGGAUCGGCUCCGGCACCCGGUACCACCAUGGUGUUCCUGAGGUGUUUCCCGCCCCCGGCAGAGGGGGUCCGGCUGCAGCAGCCCGAGAUCGCGGCGGUUCUGGACGGCAAGGGGCUGGGCACCGGCACCCUGUACAUCGCCGAGAGCCAACUGUCUUGGUUUGAUGGAUCCGGCAUGGGAUUCUCCUUGGAAUAUCCGACCAUCAGUUUGCACGCUGUGUCCCGAGACGUGACCGUUUAUCCACAGGAGCACCUGUAUGUGAUGGUGAAUGCCAAGCUGGGUGGUGAGUGUAUAAGCAAUAUGGAAGAGAAAGCAUCUGAGGGUGAGGAGGCAGAGGACGAUGAUGAAGCCGACCCGAUCACAGAGGUCCGGUUUGCGGUGGACAAAACGGCAUUGGAGCAGAUGUUCACAGCAAUGUGCGACUGCCAGGCACUGCAUCCAGACCCAGAUGACACUGACUCGGAGAACGACUUCGAGGAGGAUGACGAAGAGGGAGAGGAGUAUGAUGUGGAGGCUCACGAGCGAGGCCAGGGCGACAUUCCCACAUUCUGCACGUACGACGAAGCCUUCUCUCACUUGAACCCAGAGGGGCAGGCGACUCUGCAGAGACUGGAGGGCAUGCUGGCUCAGUCAGUCAGCCAACAGGCCUUUCACAUGGCUGGUGUGCGGACAGACGACUCAGCUGCAGACAAUGAAGAUGGAAUGGAGGUGGACACCACACCAGUGGAAGCUGGGCAGUUCGAUGACGCUGACGUUGAUCACUGGUAA
Molecule: messenger RNA, 862 nt
Organism: Pristis pectinata (smalltooth sawfish)
Lineage: Eukaryota; Metazoa; Chordata; Chondrichthyes; Rhinopristiformes; Pristidae
Gene: clns1a
Product: chloride channel, nucleotide-sensitive, 1A
Biological process (GO): cell volume homeostasis; chloride transport; spliceosomal snRNP assembly
Cellular component (GO): methylosome; cytosol; spliceosomal complex
Source: RefSeq, a predicted model, not a curated record